This is a messenger RNA of Knipowitschia caucasica, 510 nucleotides long. NCBI's taxonomy places the organism in Eukaryota, Metazoa, Chordata, Actinopteri, Gobiiformes, Gobiidae. The record is from the annotation of a GenBank genome assembly.
AUGGCACCAAAGAAGGCGAAGAAGCGUUCUGCCGAAGGAGCAAACUCCAACGUGUUCUCUAUGUUUGAGCAGGCGCAGAUCCAGGAGUUUAAGGAGGCCUUCACCAUCAUGGAUCAGAACCGCGAUGGUUUCAUCGACAAGAACGACCUCCGAGACACGUUCGCCGCUCUGGGCCGUCUGAACGUGAAGCAGGAGGAGAUCGAUGAGAUGCUGAAGGAGGCUCCAGGUCCCGUCAACUUCACAGUGUUCCUCACCAUGUUCGGGGAGAAACUUAAAGGAGCGGAUCCAGAAGAAACCAUCUUGAACGCGUUUAAAGUCUUCGACCCAGAAGGAAAAGGAGUUCUACGGAAAGAUUACGUAACGCAGAUGUUGACAACUCAAGCAGAUCGAUUCUCCUCCGAAGAGAUGGAGCAAAUGUUCUCCGCGUUUCCUCCAGAUGUGGCCGGAAACCUGGACUACAAAAACCUGGUCCACAUCAUCACCCACGGAGAGGAGAAGGACCAGGAGUGA